Eurypyga helias (sunbittern) is the source of this 1259-nucleotide messenger RNA. RefSeq names its product protein Wnt-3a. Lineage: Eukaryota; Metazoa; Chordata; Aves; Eurypygiformes; Eurypygidae. The transcript is spliced from 2 exons. Gene Ontology annotation, cellular component: extracellular region. Gene Ontology annotation, molecular function: frizzled binding; cytokine activity. The annotation marks the transcript as partial. The record is from RefSeq and is a predicted model, not a curated record. Gene Ontology annotation, biological process: cell fate commitment; multicellular organism development; canonical Wnt signaling pathway.
CUACCAGGGAAUCAGCCUUUGUCCAUGCCAUUGCCUCUGCUGGGGUGGCUUUUGCGGUGACCAGAUCCUGCGCCGAGGGCUCGGCCACCAUCUGCGGCUGUGACACCCGCCACAAAGGCUCUCCCGGGGAAGGCUGGAAAUGGGGGGGCUGCAGCGAGGACGUGGAGUUUGGGAGCAUGGUGUCUCGGGAGUUUGCGGAUGCCCGAGAGAACAGACCAGACGCUCGGUCAGCCAUGAACAGGCACAACAACGAAGCUGGAAGGACCUCUAUUAUUGAACUCAUGCAUCUUAAGUGCAAAUGUCACGGCCUCUCAGGCAGCUGUGAAGUGAAGACCUGCUGGUGGUCUCAGCCAGACUUCAGGGUCAUCGGUGACUACCUCAAGGACAAGUACGACAGUGCUUCUGAAAUGGUGGUGGAGAAACAUCGAGAAUCCCGUGGCUGGGUCGAGACCCUCAGGCCCAAAUACAACUUCUUCAAGGCUCCAACUGAGAAGGACCUGGUUUACUAUGAGAACUCACCAAACUUUUGUGAGCCCAACCCUGAGACAGGUUCCUUUGGGACACGUGACAGGAUCUGUAAUGUCACUUCCCAUGGGAUUGAUGGUUGCGACCUUUUGUGCUGCGGCCGUGGGCACAACACGAGGACUGAGAAACGGAAAGAGAAGUGCCACUGUAUCUUCCACUGGUGCUGCUAUGUCCGCUGCCAGGAGUGCAUACGAGUCUACGAUGUCCACACGUGCAAAUAAAAGAGGCAAACUCCCUUUGCUGGGGUCCAAGUGGAGAAAUGGAUUUGAGCUUACUUCCUCUGAGGUUGCAGACAUGAGAGAAGUCUACCUUUUUAUAUUAAAAGAAUAAAAACUUUAAAAAAGGCUAAAACUGGUCAGAUAGAAUAGGUCUAAUGACUUCUGGGCUGUCCCGAGGUACGUCUGGCAGUCACACAAGUUACACCCUGAUGAUGACUCCUGCAGGAGACAGCGGUUUUCCAACCAGCUGACAACACAGACCUGGAAAGAAGAGCAUUCGCAAAAGCAUGGAUUUGCUCUGCUCUCACCCACCUGAAGUGACUGGUGUGAUUAAGUGUCCUUUGAAAGACUUGCAUCUUCCUAAGUAUCUCCUUUUCUCUCAGCCAGGCCGAGGCUGUGUUGGACAGCAACACUAAGCUUUCUGAGAUUAUCGGCAUACCCAAAUGGCCAGACUUUGUGUAUAAUACGAGCAACAACAACAGCAGUAAAAGAAAUAAAAGCAGAUAAAUUAAUGAU